AUCACGGUGCUUUUGUUUUGAAAAUAUGACGAACUGUUAUCUGUUGCGUUUAUGCUGACAUCACACAUCCGGUCUGCAUGUUGUACUUCCGCCAGGCUCACCGCUUAUUUUGAAAAUAAUAAUGGCGCUAAAAGAAGACCGCACGGAGCCAGCAAAUUGCGUUCUGGCGUCUGAUUUUGAGUGUAGGGUUAAAUUUAAAUCUAGAGAGAUCGUAGAUUGUCAGUUGAAGAAGUACAAAGCUUUAUUGAAUAUCCUCUUUAAUGAUCAGAGUCACAUUCCUGAAGGCAUCAAAACAGAUCUCGUACAGGAACUCAUGACGACAUUCGAUUCCACGGUUGAGCAGAAUUCCUCAAUAGAUGGGUUUUCAAGUGAAGACGUUUUCUUUGAAAAUGGUGAUGCCAUUACAAUGGAUGAUCUGUUGGAUGACAAAAUUGUCGACACAACCAGCAAACGUCGUUGUUAUCCCAUGAGGAUUGUGCCUUUUGUUUUGAGGUCUUUGAAGGCUGAGCGGGAACAGAUGGAGAUGUAUGAACAUGUCAUUAACCAGGACAAAGUAGAACCACAGACCUCUCAAGAUGACAUCAUGAAGAAUGUUCUCGGCCAAGCAGCUACACACUAUAAGGAAACAAUUGCUGUGAUGAAGUCAUUUGAGGAGGUUUGUGAGAGAGCAGAAGGUCUGCAUCAGGUGUUGAGCAUGCAGCCCUCAUCAUCCAAGACUUCAGAGAUCUGAAGAAUCCACAGCUGUUGAAAAGACAAGACUGAUCGCCCCAACUGGGAUACAGCCACUAGUCCAGUAGUUCCCAAACUGGGGGCCGGGACCCCUAUGGGGAUCGUUGGGGUAUUGCGGGGGGGGUCGCAGAGUGAAGGGAAUGUUUGCAUAAAACCUUGAAUAUAUGCUUCAUGAAAUAACCAUUCCAUAAAUUGGUUAGUAACUGUUUCCACUUGUAUGUUAAUACAUUAAGUUACUUCUACAGUAAAUUUCUGCAAAAUUUAAGAGACAAAGAAAUGUUGGCAUUUAGAAAUGUAUUGGAGGUGGGUCACAAGGAGGUGGGUCCCAGCAGAAAAGGAUUUUGAAAGUAUCUUGGACUAUCCAUCUGCUAACAGCUCCCCAUUCACCAUUCAUGAGGUAUAUCAACAAUUCAUCGAUUAAUUGACGUAAAUCCAUCAAUGUGUUAAUCGAUUAAAAAAAACUAAUCGACUGACGAGAGACCUAGGUGAAAUGGGCAUGUGAAGAGGGGUGUGAAUAGAAAGAACAUUUAAAUCCACUUUGAAUUAAAGAAUAUAAGAAGAAUUAACUUAAAUGUUGCAUUUUAUCUACAUUUUUUUUUUUUUUUUUUAAAUUUAAUAGUCUUCAUUCGGGAAACAUUUAGAAUUCAGGAGGAAAAUUAAUCAAUUAAUCGUAAGUCGAUCGAUAAGGUCAAUCAAUUUAAAAAUUAUGAAUUAAUCGAUAAUUUGCAUCCCUGCCAUUCAUUCAUGACUAGUUGCUUUUUAUAUCCAUGUCCUAAAUCUACUGUCUGCUAUGGAAACUCAUUCCGUUCACUUAUAUUCUGUUGAGCAUUUAAAGCCGUCUGUUGUGUGUUUCUUUGUCUAUGUCCAUGUCACUGUACCUUUGUCCAUGUCCAUGAGCUGAAUCUACAAUCUGCUUUCCUAUGCUGUUUUAUCGGGUAUUAACUUGAUAAAAAAUUAAAAAAAAUAAAGGUUACUUUGGAGCCUCGAUCA
Engraulis encrasicolus (European anchovy) is the source of this 1719-nucleotide messenger RNA. It is a transcript of the gene nsl1, whose product is annotated as NSL1 component of MIS12 kinetochore complex. Gene Ontology annotation, cellular component: MIS12/MIND type complex; kinetochore. NCBI's taxonomy places the organism in Eukaryota, Metazoa, Chordata, Actinopteri, Clupeiformes, Engraulidae. The record is from RefSeq and is a predicted model, not a curated record. The transcript is spliced from 6 exons. The coding region runs from base 122 to 730 and encodes 202 amino acids. Gene Ontology annotation, biological process: mitotic sister chromatid segregation.